Chara braunii is the source of this 3655-nucleotide messenger RNA. The record is from the annotation of a GenBank genome assembly. NCBI's taxonomy places the organism in Eukaryota, Viridiplantae, Streptophyta, Charophyceae, Charales, Characeae.
CUUCUUCUCUCCUCCUCCUCCUCCUCCUCCCUUCGUCUUCUUUCCUCCUCCUCCUCCUCCUUCGUCAUUUUUUUUUUUUUUAAUUCCGUCAAACCGACUCAAAAUCGGCCGGUCCUCCUCCUCCUCCUCCUCCUCCUCCUUCCCCCUCCUCCUCCUCCUCUUCUUCUUCUGCUUCUUCUUCUUCUUCUUCCUCCUCCUCACUCCUUCGUUCUUAUUCUUCUUCUCCUUCUUCCUCCUCCUCCUCUGUUCUUCCACUUCUUCUUCUUCUUCUUCUUCCCCUUCUUUUUUCUCCUCCUCCUCCUCCUCCACUUCUUCUUCUUCUUCUUCUACUCAUCCUCCUCCGUACUCUCUUCCACGACAUCAUGGCGGGUGGUGGCAGGUCUGGAACAGCAGCAGACCAAGGAAAGUGCAAAGGUGGAAGCACCUCCGGUACACCUGCGUCGACGGUGACCUUCAAAGACCCCACACCGGCAACGGACCCGUCACUGUUCGUUCCACAAGACGAGACGAGGCAGCUCAAGCUGCAGAAGGAAACAACGGUGUGGAAGUACGCGGAACAGGGACAGGAGGUUGGGCCGAAUGCACGAGGCGAGUAUUGGGUGAGGUGUCGGUUAUGCUCGCAGAUUUGGAGGGGCACAAGCACAAGGGCGGUCGAGCAUUACCUGAAGCCGCAGAAGCCAUGUCCGUUGAGAACAGGGGAGAUUGUCAACGAGCUCGUCACUGGUGGGGGAAAAGUGCAGCCGGGCGACAAGAAUACGCGGUACCUCCUAAAAAAUUACAGGCAGCUGCAUGGAAUUCCGGAGGGGGGGGUCGUUGCAACGGAGACAGCCGAGGUGGAGGACGAUCUCCCCGGAUACCUGGAGCCACAACCACCGCCCACUGCAGGCAGGGCUGCUGCAAAAACUGACGCGGGAGCAUCGCAGCAAGUGGCAAACGCUAGACCGCAGGUGAAAUUGCCCUCCUACAAGCACAUGAGAACCGUGAUGUUGGACUUCAUCUACAUGCGUGUACAAAAGUCCGUGGAGCCUUUGACAACUUGCUGGGAUGUGACUGGAUGUACUUUCAUCACAGAUGGGUCGAGCGCUCGUCGCGAGCGGCCGAUGAUGAACUUCUUGGCUGCUGGGGAAAGUGGUGCAGUCUUGGUGGCGACGGUGUCAAUGACGGGGAGGAAGAAGACCGCACCUGCAUUGGCAAAAUUGUGGGAGCAAAUUAUGAGGGAAAUUGGGGUGCAUCGCAUCAAUGCGAUCUGCACCGACAACGCGGGGGUGAACAAAAGGGCCGCCCAGAUCUUGGAGCGCCGAACAGACAAGGAUAUCGCAAGGAUCCCAUGGGUUCCUUGUGCUGCGCAUUGCUGCAGCCUUCUUCUACGGGACCUCAGCAAGCUCAAGUGGGUUAAGAACACCGUGAAGAGGGGCCACACGAUCGUCAAGUUCAUAAAAAAUCAUCACAGCACACAAAGUCAGAUGAUGUCCUUGGACGAUUCGUUGUCUCUGCUUCGGCCUACAGAGGUUCGCUUCGGGUCUGUCUACCAAAUGUUGGAGAGGAUUCGCGAUAGGAGGGCGGUGUUGAAGGACAUGGUUGAUGGACGAAAUGCAGGAAAGUGGAAGGCGAUUCGGUGGUCUACAACGAAGUUGAAGGCCAGAGCGGAUUUGGUGUACUUCACUUUGCGGAAUGACAAUCGGUGGAUAGAGUUGCACAAGAUCGGAGGUGCUUGGAGAGGGCCGAAGCACGUCGAGAUUUGGGGUGCCAUGGCCGAGUUCAACUCCAAGCCCACAAGGAACGGCCCAAAGAGGAAGGACACAAAGAUGUGGGACCCCACAGUGAAGGCAGAUGUUGAGAGGAAGACACCGUCAGAGUGGUGGGCAGCACAUGGUGGCGAUGUGCCCGAAUUGCAGAAGAUUGUGAUCAAGGUUAUGGGCAUGUGGAGCACCGCAUCACCGGCGGAGAGGACUUGGACUUCCAUGGACUUCAUCCACUCCAAACGAAGGAACAGCUUGGCGCCGGAGAGCUUGGAGAAGCUCGUCUGCAUCCACUGGAACAUGCAGCUAUUGCGUCUUCCGGAGACUAAGGACGGGGGCUAUGUGGAUUUGUGGAGUUCGUUCGUCGAGCCCAUCUCGGAGCCUGCAGAGGACGACGGAUCAUUGUUGAAGGGGCCCGAGGACGAGGCCGAGAAGACAGAGGAGGAGCUUGUUCGGAAAGGAGGCUCUGAUUUGGACGAUGAGUUGUGGAAGGGGAAGUGUGGAGCGUCAGACAAUUCAACUGCCAACGAAGAGGAGGCUGAUGUUGAUUCCGAUUUUGAGCUGCAACCAGAGCCUGCAGUCCCGGGCACAACGUAUGUAGGCAGGAGGCGAACUGGACAACAGCGUAGAGAGGAGGCACGCCUGGCAGCAACACCGGCCACAGCAGGGGGAACAGGACAGUACGAUCCGCAGCUCGACGUCAACUUUGCACAGCCAGAUACGGACCUCGAGAUGUUGCUGCAAACCGGGGUUGACGAAGAUGAAGAGGAUGCCAACCGUGCCAAGGCUAUGGCUGACAGGGACAGCGACCUAGUCCGAAAACGGAUGAUGGAGGAGGAGGCCCGCCGUGCASCUGUCCCAACCSGCAGAGAGAUURAGAGAGGCCAGAAAAACGCCUUGGAGCAUCAACAGCAUAUGGAUCGGGCUUUGGGGGUCGUGGAAGAGGUAGAAGAGGAAGAAGAGGAGGAGCARCAGCAACCAGAGGAGGGAGAGGAGAUGGAGCGGCAAGAAGAGGGGGACGACGUGAUGCAACGAGAGGAGGGAGAGGACAUGGAGCAGCAAGAAGAGGGCGAAGACGUGAUGCAACGAGAGGAGGGAGNGCAAGAAGAGGGGGACGACGUGAUGCAACGAGAGGAGGGAGAGGACAUGGAGCAGCAAGAAGAGGGCGAAGACGUGAUGCAACGAGAGGAGGGAGCGGACAUGAAGCAGCAAGAAGAGGGCGAAGACGUGGUGCAACCGCAUGAGGAAGAGGAGAUGGAGCAGCAAGAAGCGGGCAAAGACGUGGUGCAACCACAUGAGGAAGAGGAGAUGGAGCAGCAAGAAGAGGGGGAGGGCAUGGUGCAGCAGGAGGUGCAGCAUGACGUGCUUGGAAAGGCCCACGAAGACAAGCCCCAGUCCACAGCAACAGUUGUGUACACACGCAGGCCACGACCAGCGGACUCUCCGGAGUCCGCGGAUAAGAUGUUGAAAUUCCCUGAGAUAAACGAGGCUGUCCAACAUGACAACCUGUGGGUGAGCAGGGUUGGCAGGAAAAGAAAGGAGCCAUCACAGGACGCCCCUGCACAGCCCAAACGUGCUCGUGGCAGGCCUCGAAAGAACAAGACCGAAGCGCCCGCUGCACCGGCUCAAAAAAAAAAACCGCGACGCAGGCACAAGACAGUGGUGGAGGAUGACCCAGAUUCGGAUGACGGCAGCAGACAGUCAUCUGAGGAGGAGGGCUGCUACGCUGAUUCCGAAUGAGAUCAACAGCUCUUAAGAGUGUGUGUGUGUGCGUGUGUGUGUGUGUGUGUGUGUGUGUGUGUGUGUGUGUGCAUGUGUGCAUGUGUGUCUGUGUGCGUGUGUGUGUGUGUGUGUGUAAGUGUGUCUUUGUGUGUGUGUGUAAGUGUGUAAGUGUCUAGUACGAUGUAUACGCGCGC